This is a messenger RNA of Emericellopsis cladophorae, 252 nucleotides long. RefSeq lists its product as uncharacterized. The record is from RefSeq and is a predicted model, not a curated record. The coding region runs from base 1 to 252 and encodes 83 amino acids. The transcript has a single exon. Lineage: Eukaryota; Fungi; Ascomycota; Sordariomycetes; Hypocreales; Bionectriaceae.
AUGGGGCAAGACGAGCCGUUCAACGAGCUCGCCAAGUGCUUCCUCCACGCCAUGGUGCUGUUCCAUUGCAGGGACUUCACUCUCUACACUUGCUUCGACAAUCUGCCGAUUCCUUUUCCGUCGUCUGAUGGGGUGAGGGAGUACGCCUCGAUGGCUCUGGCGACAUGCAGAAACAUCACCGCCGACGAAACGUCCUCGGCGAUCCCCGGCAUCAUGCUACUCUUCCCUCUUCUAACGGUGCGUGUCCAUUAA